Molecule: messenger RNA, 891 nt
Organism: Dichotomopilus funicola
Lineage: Eukaryota; Fungi; Ascomycota; Sordariomycetes; Sordariales; Chaetomiaceae
Exons: 1
Coding region: 1-891 (296 amino acids)
Cellular component (GO): cytoplasm
Molecular function (GO): phosphoadenylyl-sulfate reductase (thioredoxin) activity
Source: RefSeq, a predicted model, not a curated record
AUGGCCGACACCCACUCCGAAACCUCUUCUCAGCUGUCCUCGCCUGGGGACCAUGGCUCCGUCGAUUCCGGGUUCGUCUCGCCGAACGCCUCCACCGUCAGCCUGCCCCGGAUAUCCCUCACCCAGCCACACAUCAAGCACCUCAACAAACAACUCGAGAACCUCCACCCCAUGGACAUCCUCCGCUUCUGCAAGAUCUUCUUCCCCAACCUCUACCAAUCCACGGCCUUUGGCCUGACAGGGCUCGUCACCGUCGACAUGCUCUCCAAGCUGGAUGCUGAGUCAGGCACCCCGCAACCGAUCGACCUCAUCUUCCUCGACACCCUGUACCACUUCAAGGAGACGUAUGAGCUGGUGGACCGCGUCCGGGAGCGCUACAACGUCAAGGUGCACGUCUUCAAGCCAGCAGAUGUCGACGAUGUCGCCCAGUUCGAGGCCCUGUACGGCGAGAAGCUGUACGACAUGUCGGCCGAGCUGUACGACUGGAUCGCCAAGGUUGAGCCGCUGCAGCGCGCCUAUCUGGACCUCAAGGUGGCCGCCGUGCUGACGGGUCGCCGCCGGUCGCAGGGCGGACAGCGCGGCGAUAUCAGCGUCAUCGAACUAGACGACGAGCGCGGUGUGAUCAAGAUCAACCCGCUCGCCAACUGGUCCUUUGGCCAGGUCAAGGCGUACAUCGACGAGAACAAGGUGCCGUACAACGCCCUGCUCGACCGGGGCUACAAGUCAGUUGGUGACUGGCACUCUACCGUCCCUGUUGGUGAGGGCGAAGAUGAGCGCGCUGGCCGGUGGAAGGGUCAGGAUAAGACCGAGUGCGGCAUCCACAACAAGCAAAGCCGCUACGCUCAGUUGUUGGAGCAGGCGGCUCUACAGCAGCAGCAGCAGACUGCUUAA